Messenger RNA from Bactrocera oleae (olive fruit fly), 1582 nucleotides. RefSeq names its product MARVEL domain-containing protein sing (gene sing). Gene Ontology annotation, cellular component: membrane. Lineage: Eukaryota; Metazoa; Arthropoda; Insecta; Diptera; Tephritidae. The record is from RefSeq and is a predicted model, not a curated record.
AUGUAUAGACGAGUGUAUGUAUGUAUAUAUGUAUGUGCGCAUUCACGUGUAGGCAAUUGCAUUUAAUCGAAUUUAUUUUGGUGCCUUGCAAUUUGUAAACAAAAACGAGAAGAAACACGCAGCCAAAGUAAAUGAUCUGUUUAGGUCAGGGACCAUAAUAGAGGCAGUCUGCUUGGGGGAUCGAAAAGAAAACUAUUUUUAGCAUAUCCUGUUGUGCAGUGAGUUAGUUAUGGAAUGAAGGCGCAUUUGACAAACAGUGCGUGAGUGAGCGGAGCGCAUAUUUUUACAAUUCGGCAUUAUCCAUAAUAUAUCUGAAUAUUUGUAUAUUGUAAUAAAGAAAGUAAAAACAUAAAUGAAAAAUUAAAAGCGAACAACAAUAGGAAAAAAGUUAGAAUAAAAUCUUAAACCAAAAAAUAAUAAUAAUGAAGAAAAUAUAAAAAAAAAAAAAUUAACGUAAAAAUUUACGAUAUACAUAAAUAUUAUUAAAAAAACAUAUAAAUAAAAAUAUAUUACAAAAAAUAUAUUAUAAAAAUAUAUUACAAAAAAUAUAUUAUAAAAAUAUAUUACAAAAAAUAUAUUAUAAAGAAAUAUAUAUUUAAAAAAAUAAUUAAUAACAUACUUUUAAUUUGCUGGCGCCAUGUCUUCAUCGUUUGGUAUGCGUGGCAUUGGUCAAAAUUUCGGUUUCAAACUUUGUUGUUGUCGUGUGUGCACUUGCGUCAAUUUCGGCUUCGUGAAUUCACGUGUGGGCCUCCUCAAAAUACUACAACUAACUUUGGCUUUUCUAUGUGAGGGCUUACUAGUGCGUUAUGGCGUGCCAGCAGCCGAUACAAUUGGACAAGCUUUGACCAGCAUGCUGACGACGACCGCCUACUGCUUCACAACCACAGCCAUACUGAUGAUAUGCUAUUGUUUCUCGGAAAAGUCCUCCAGUCUUAUUAGACAAUCACUCUUUGAGACGCUAUUCAAUGCAGUCGCCUGCAGCAUGUACUUCAGCUCAUCCAGUUAUAUGGGUUUUGCAUGUGUGGUGUGGCUGCAACCGCAGUUUAUGGUGCGUCCCGGUUUUUGGGCCUAUCCCGCAAUGACAGCGGCUUACUAUAUGGGCUAUGCGGCGGGCAUUUUACAUGCCAUCGAUGCCUAUUUGGCUUUUAGAUAUUACAGAGGAAGUCGCUGACUUGAAGGUUAAGUAUAGCAAAAUAGUUGUUAUGACUUUAUUUAAAACAUGUAUGUAUGUAUGUAUGUAUUAAAUACGCAUUAGUUUGUAAGAAAUCCACAUAAAAAUUAGGUUAUUUAAGUAUGGUGUGUGGCACACCUAAGGCACUUGUGGCACAUACGUGUGCAUAUUUCUCUUAUCAGUAAUAUAAAUAUUUGGUGGAAGUUUUAUAUACAUAAUAAUGUUAAUUAAAAUAAUAAUUUAAAUAAUUAAACAGUAACAUAAUUGAUAUAUAUACAGUUAGUGACUAAAAUAUGACAACAAAUAAUUAUAAAUAUUUUUUUAAUAAUGAAAUAUAAUGUUAUCAACUACUAUAAAAUAAUGUUUAGCAAGAAAAAUAAAUAAAAAUAGAAAACAAGUAUUAUUUAAAAC